Trichomycterus rosablanca is the source of this 1985-nucleotide messenger RNA. RefSeq lists its product as uncharacterized. Bases 184 to 732 code for a protein of 182 amino acids. The record is from RefSeq and is a predicted model, not a curated record. Lineage: Eukaryota; Metazoa; Chordata; Actinopteri; Siluriformes; Trichomycteridae. The transcript is spliced from 4 exons.
ACAUUGCUGCUACUUAAAAAGAAAGAGGUUACAAACGACUUAAAAAGUGGAAAAGGAGUAAGGAAACGUGGUACACAGGAGGAUAACAGUGGAGGUUAUUUUUGAAAACUUAUAAAGCAGGUGUACAGUGAAAGACCACCAGCCAAACAGUUACCUUCUGAAACUGCCUCUGAAUCAAUCAUCAUGCCCAUUCCCAUGGCAACGAGGACAGUGAUAAAGCUGGCUGCCUUCAUGAUGUUUUUGGCUCCGUCUUGUGCAUUGAGCAAUGAGCUGGAGGAUUAUGGCAACUGGAACUACAGAGAAGGAGCGGAUCAUGUAAACGUGGCUAACGUUCGAAGUGUGACGCGGGUUUUGGAUGUCUGGGGCAAGCGUAUCUUUAAUGAGGUCAAGACUCUGCUGCACUCACAGCCCAACACCGUCCUGCCCGACUACUCCAGAGUGCUGCCUCUCUCUGAGUCUCUCAAUGAUCUCUUCAGAGAAGUCUCCCAUUUACAGAGACGCAUCACAGACCUCAACAAUCGCCUAGCAAUCUUAGAGCCUUUUCUUCGUCGUCAUGGCUACCACGAGGAAGGAAAAGAUGCAGUGGAGGACUCCAAAGUGGCCCCCCAGAGCCUGACAGGAGCAGGCACCAGUCUGACGCAGUACCCGCGCCGCUACAGGGUCCGAACCAGGAGAGUUAGGGUGUACAAAGAUGGGAACGGGAGAGUCAAAGUAAAAGAGAUCGAAAGAUAGAUGACAGGAGAAACUUAAUGGGUUAAUAAAAAAUAUAAUGUGUAUUAAAUGCAGCCUUGCAAAUAUUAUGAGUAACGUAUUAAAGCAAUUCUGCACUUUUAACCUAAUCUCUGUCCACCGCAUCUGUAGCAUAUGGACUGCCAAGGGUAAUUAUUUCUACACCUUUACCUGUACUGGGGAAAAAAAAUUGGGAAAAUAUGUGACUAUAUUACACGGACUAUAGAACCAAAUAAACCAAAUAAUUUUGUAUUUCUUUAUAAGACACUAGAGAAUGCUUUACGAGACAGUGAUACACAUAUAGACUAUGCACUUGUAAAAGGAACAAUGUGCACAUUGUUAUUUUAGAGCAAAUGUAUGUCUUAAGUUAAGUUCUUUUAAAAAUUUACUUGCUAAUAUUAAGAAAUAAAAAAAUUUAAAUUCUGAAUACUGAUGUGUCUUAUGGCUGCCUAAACAAAACAAGUCCCAGACAAGUCUUCAACCUCCUGUAAAAGGUUUGAAGAAAUGCUGGAAAUAAAUUUUUUUAUUCGCAAAGCUGGUAAAGUACAGCAGAAUUACUGUAACACUAUUUUUUAUUUAAAACAAAACAAUGGAAGACAUAUGAUGUAAGAUGUGAUCAUGCAGACAAUAAUACUGUAUUUCUUAAACAAAAUGUUUGUGCUAAUUCACUCGUUAGGUUUAAGUGACAAUAUAAAGUAUUAUCAAGAUUUUGGUACAAACAUCUUCAAACAGACAUGGACCACAUUAAAAUUACUGCACAUUUGCUUCAGACUUCUGUUUAUGAGUUUUGUGUACAGGUUUUCAGUACAGAGAAACAUGUGUCAGAUGUGUUCGAGAUUAGGUUGAAAAUCAAUAAAAUGUUCCUUCAAAAUCAUGUAUUAUAAAGCCAUCCUUAUAAAUGAUGUAUGAAAUAUAAUUUACACAUUGCAGUUAAUUGUGCAUUGCAUUAUUGCUGAAUACAUACUGCUUCUAAUAAGCACACAGUGAUAUGUGAUUUUAUAAGCAUUUCUAUUAUACAGGAAUAUAUUGUUUCUAUUUCAUGCACUAGCGUGAGCUCAGAUCUAACAAGACCAAUCAAAGUUCUCUUGCACAGGAAAGUUUAAGCUUCACUCACUGAACUGUUACUAACUCCUACCACAUGGAUAGCUUUGCUUUGCUGGUGAAAUCAGUGAAGACGGAGAUUACAGUCCCAUGGUGAUUAAACCUUUCAACCAUGUCAGAAUAAAUUUAUAAAGCUUUUUAAGGGGACUAUGUUU